UUUUUUCUUUCUUUUUUCGUGAGAAUUUUACAAGUGAAUUUUCGGCAGCGCCUGCUGCAGUUUUUGUGCAAAAAGUAAUACUGAGAAAAGUAGAGAACAGUGCAAAACUUACAAUUAGCAUUAAGUUGGCAGCCGAUUAUGUAGCAUUGUAAGUAACUAAAUUGAUAAUCAGCGAAGACAGCGACAGAAAAGAGAGAGAGGCUCUAAAUUAAACGCGUUGCUUGGUUGCGGCGAUAAAGCACGGCGCACCUUUAGUGUCGUGUUGGUGUGUGCUGCGUCCGUCUCUUUUAUUAUUGCUGUGUGUCUCAUACAUACAUACAUAUAUUAUGUACAGAUACAUAUGUAUAUAUUGGUUAACUGAAAUACGCAUUUGUUGAAAAAAAGAAACGGCGCCAUUGUGGCCACGACCGUGCAGAAGAGAAGGUUGAAUUACAACAACAACAGUGACGGUGGUAAUCACUAUGAGCUUUUUGCCGGGAGAGCCAGUACCACCCGGCUUUGAAGAAGAAAUGGCGCGCACUCCAAUCAUUCACAAGCAAAUCGAAAGCUACAUCGAUGGACCACUCAUUGGCGUUGAGUACGCCGUGGAGCUGCAUGAAAAUAAUCAGCCACGUCCCGAUUAUUUUUGUGUGCUAUGCGAGACAUGCAACGACAGCCGAUCGAUUUUUAUGCAUUGGGCUUCGAUGCAACAUCGCAACAAUUUCCUGAAGGCGCACUUCCAGAAGGCCUAUGGGGUAUUGAAUAAAAUACGCAGAAAGCCCAUGGAGCUGGCCAAGGCCACGGAAAUAUUGGCGGAGGCCAUUGAGAAGAAAUAUGGACGGACUAUGCAGCUCCUGUCCAUAGCGGGGGAGGAUUUCCGUCGUAACCAAAACAAGAUUUGCAUUCAAAUCAAAAACAAAUUCCAUUUCGAUGAGUGUUCCGGUCCCGAUUUCGUGGACGUUGCUAUACAGGCGCUGCAGCCCGACUCCACUGCCAAAACUGAUGAAACUUUGAAGAUAACGCUCAAGAUUUCAGAUCCUGACAAGGCGGUCCCUCUGGACGAUGAGAACUCAAUUCAUUUAGAUGCCAUUUCCAGCGACGAUGAAAACUUUGGGCCGGCGGAUGGCAAGAAGUUGCGCAACAAAAUUCAGCAAGAUGAGAAACAGUCGACCAAUCGUAACUCGAAUCGUUCGCCACCAGCUGGCGGUGACAAAACGGUCAAGUCCAAUAUUAAAAUUAAACUGCCUACACCCAAGGAGCUGUCAAUACAGGCCUCGCACAUUGCUCAGGAACGCUACAAGUGGGAGAAGUUUCGCAGCAUGUUCGAAUUGCAGCUGAAGCAGCUACGUGAUGAGACAGAAACCUAUGAGUCCAAUCCCGAGAAGCACCCGGACUAUCCCGAUGAGUGGAAGCAGUUCUGGAAUCGACGCUACAAACAGCUGCAGGAGGAGAAGACCUGUGAUCCGAAUCGCUAUGAUUAUAAGCCUGAAUGGAUAGCCUACUGGAAGGAGCGUCGUGUCGAGCUUUUCAACAUAGCCGUGAAUAAGAUCAAAAAGGAUUUGCAGGAGAAGUUCAAGCUGGGCGACGACGAUGAGGAGCAAACCAAGAAACUGAUGGACCGCUAUAAAAUACGCGUGGAAGGCGCUUCGCCCCUUCCUGAUAAUGAACGUUUCACAUCCAGAGAGAAUUCGCCGCCAUUGCCUAGAAACGAUCGUCGCAAACCAAAUUUUCGCAGCAACCGCCAAGAGGCGGUCAUUAACAUCAGUGACGAUGAACAUUCCUCACCGCCACGUCGCUCCAAUAACCGUCCCUAUGGUCGCUCCAGAUCGCGUUCGGUAACACCGAAGCGUGCUCGGAUGGCCGGACGUUAUGGUCGUCGAUCACGCACACGUUCGCCCGUAAGGCGUGAUAUGCGACGAUCAGGACGAAUCACACGUUCCCGCUCCCGCACGCCCCGUAACAAGCGCUCCCGAUCGCCCUAUAGCCGCGAUCCCGACCAUGCCCGUCUUCGGGAUGGUCGCGAGCGCACAAUCUCAAAUUUGUCAAACCAUUCGCGCAGUCGCGACGAUUAUGCCGAUCGCCGCAGUUUAGAACACGAGUACUUCAAAGGCGAUGGCUAUCGUCCGUCCCGGUCUUACGAACAGGUCGAGACUUUCCGUGUGCUUGACUCUCGGAUCUAUCCGGAAUAUAAUCAGCCAACCCGCUCCACGUCACCGGCCGCUUCGAGCAAGGAUCACGAUAAAGCGGCCGAUGAUGGUCCAUUGACUGUUGUAAGUGUAUUGCGUAUGUUGGCCGCUCUGGAGGAUCAUUUGGGCAGCCUAGGACCCAAGGCCCUCAAUCUGCUUGGAAAAGCCCUGGCCAUGGAGAAAGUACAAGCGAAUGCUGCCGAUGAGCUGCUCCUCAAUGAGGACAACUGUGUGUUCAUGGAGCUUAUCAAGGAGAAGCUCAGGGGUCUUGUUAUUGCCGAAGUGCUCGAUGAUCCACAAAAAGUGCGUGUUGUGAAAAAGUUAAUCUCUAAUAUUGCGGCCAUCAUAUUCCAAGUGAAUUCCCGUGGUGCCACAGCGUCGUCUGAAGACAAACUCGACGAAGUCAAUAAGAAAAAAGACUACCAGCUGCCCUUCGAUAAGCAAAUUGUGUCCACGAAAUUGGCCAGCGCCUUGCUGAUGAAGGGAUACGAUAACGUGACCACCGCAGAUAUGAUUAAAAUGAUCCACUUCUUCACCCUGCUGGUUAAGGUGAAUAGGAUGCGCGAGGCUGAGAAUAACUCGUCGCUACACUUUGGCGAAGUUGUGGAGCAACUGGGCCUGAAGAUGAAGGCCGCCACACCGAUCGGCCUGGAUCUGAACGAGCUGGUCAAGGAGGUGGAGCAACAGCUGUCCAAGGAGGCAAGGAAGCAAACGGCAGCUGUCGAGGCUGUCAAGGCCAGUGUGGCCAAUAGUGAGUCAAGCAACGGCAUGGAAUCGCUUACCGAUUCAGAUCUACAGACACUGCUGCAGAACUUUAAGUUUCUGUCCAGCGAGGAGCAGUUGCAUCUCAUAUCGCAUGUUCGCAAGCUGGAGGUCAUCGAUCCGCCGCGCGUGGAGCGUUUACGUAAAUUUGUCAACCUGGCGGAGCUGUGCGGCGAUGGUGAGUCGUGUAGCGACUUCCUGACUCGCGUCGUGGCCAACGCCAAUCAUGGCGGCACCAACGAUCUGCCCUCAACUUCACGUUCAUCGACUGCCGGUAUUCCCACCCGUCGCAAGAGUCCGCCGUCCCGUGAGCGCGAACGCGACCGCGAGCGCAUCCCCUCAAUGGAUCGCGACAAGUCGCGUCGUGGCCCGAUGCGUAACUCCCCCCAAUUCAUGCUGGACGACGACGACGAUGAUGACUACAAUUUCGAUGAUCUUGUCAUGAAGGCAAAGGACUCGAAUGGAAAGCAGACCGGUGCUCCCAUUGUGCCUGUGGAAUCAUCGCCGAACGCCUUGACUUUCAAGCCGGCAGCAUCGAAGAUAUCGCUCAAGGACACCCAAAAUAUCAUUGCCAAUUUGAUGGGAACGCUGUCCAAUGCCAGCGGCAACAACAUCACCAGCGGCAAGGGCUCCGUCCCAGGAUCAGCUCCACAGAUGUCCAGAAAUAACGCACAGCGUCCACCGAUGCGUUCCAACCUAAUGCCCAGCCAGCAACGUCCACAGCAGCAUCAGCAGCAGCAGCAACAACAACAGCCGCAGUCCCAAAACCCGCCACAACAACAACAACAACAGCAGCCGCAACAUCCACAUCAAAUGCAACAGCACUAUGGUGGUGGCGGUGGACCGCAAAAUAUGAAUCACAUGGCCGGGGUCGGACACAACAAUGGACCCUACUAUCCCGGCAGCUAUGGUAAUGAACAAAUGGGUCCUGGACCGGCUGCCGGUCCACAAUAUAACAUGCAACAGCCAUAUAAUAUGCAGGCUGGCUACGGAGGCUAUAACCAAGGGCCGGGCCCAAUGGGACAGCAGAAUUUUGGUGGGUAUGGCGGUGGCUCAGGUGGCCCCAUCAAUCCCUGGGCCAAUGGCCCCCCCGCCCAACAACCGUACAACAACAUGCCACAGAAUUAUAUGCACCCACAACAGCAGCCUUACAACAUGUAAUGUGCAACUCACUCAGUGUGUGUGCGUGUGUGUGGGGUGUAAACGUAAUUACCAUGUGUACAUCUCGUUGCUUGCCAUGGCCAACAAAAAA
This is a messenger RNA of Scaptodrosophila lebanonensis, 4179 nucleotides long. RefSeq lists its product as uncharacterized. Bases 462 to 4088 code for a protein of 1208 amino acids. The record is from RefSeq and is a predicted model, not a curated record. Lineage: Eukaryota; Metazoa; Arthropoda; Insecta; Diptera; Drosophilidae. The transcript is spliced from 3 exons.